Messenger RNA from Phyllostomus discolor (pale spear-nosed bat), 1150 nucleotides. It is a transcript of the gene MRPS22, whose product is annotated as mitochondrial ribosomal protein S22. Gene Ontology annotation, cellular component: mitochondrial small ribosomal subunit. NCBI's taxonomy places the organism in Eukaryota, Metazoa, Chordata, Mammalia, Chiroptera, Phyllostomidae. The record is from RefSeq and is a predicted model, not a curated record. Bases 36 to 1115 code for a protein of 359 amino acids. Gene Ontology annotation, molecular function: structural constituent of ribosome. The transcript has 8 exons.
CCAGCAGCCUCCGGCGCAAGCGGCCCUGGGUAAUUAUGGCGACUCUCCGAGCGUCGUUGUCGCCGUGGAGCCUCCUGACAGGUUCUCGGGGUGCGAAACGGGUCUGUUUCCGGGCCCGAGGUCUGCUCAGGCCCGGCGCCCUGCUGCAGCCGCUUCCCGGGCCCUGCGGGGCGAAAGUGCUAUGUUGUCGGUUUAGUUCCGAGGCCGAAUCUGGUAGCUCAGAGAUCAAGAAACCUACAUUUAUGGAUGAAGAAGUCCAAAACAUACUUAUCAAGAUGACAGGCUUGGAUUUGCAGAAGAUUUUUAAGCCAGCUGUACAAGAACUGAAGCCCCCGACCUACAAGCUAAUGACUCAGGCACAGUUGGAAGAGGCUACAAGACAGGCAGUUGAGGCAGCUAAAGCACGGUUAAAAAUGCCACCGGUUUUGGAAGAACGUACACCAAUAAAUGACGUGUUAGCCGAAGAUAAGAUUUUGGAAGGAACAGAAACAGCUAAAUAUGUGUUUACUGACAUAUCAUAUAGCAUACCACAUCGGGAGCGCUUUAUUGUCGUCAGAGAACCAAGUGGCACACUACGCAAAGCCUCUUGGGAAGAACGGGACCGGAUGAUACAAGUUUAUUUCCCAAAAGAAGGUCGGAGAACUUUAACACCAAUAAUCUUCAAGGAAGAAAAUCUUCAAACCAUGUACAGCCUGGACCGGCAUGUUGACGUCCUCAACCUCUGUGUUGCCCAGUUUGAGCCAGAUUCUGCUGAAUAUAUCAAAAUUCAUCAUCAGACCUAUGAAGAUAUAGAUAAACAUGGAAAGUAUGACCUUUUACGUUCAACAAGACAUUUUGGUGGAAUGGCUUGGUAUUUUGUAAAUAAGAAAAGGAUUGAUGGUUUACUGAUUGACCAGAUUCAGAGAGAUUUAGCUGAUGAUGCCACCAGCUUGGUGCAGCUGUAUCACAUCCUCCAUCCAGAUGGCCAGUCCGCUCAAGAGGCCAAGGAGCAGGCUGCUGAGGGAUUACAUUUAAUUAAGGUUUUUGCAAAAACAGAAGCACAAAAGGGAGCAUAUAUAGAAUUAACACUGCAAGCUUAUCAAGAAGCAUCCAUUAGCCAUUCUGCAGCUUCCUGAAAAUAUUUUUCAAAUAAAUUUCAUUUUGCUAAAUA